Molecule: messenger RNA, 1803 nt
Organism: Zingiber officinale
Lineage: Eukaryota; Viridiplantae; Streptophyta; Magnoliopsida; Zingiberales; Zingiberaceae
Product: serine/threonine-protein kinase PCRK1-like
Exons: 5
Coding region: 293-1561 (422 amino acids)
Biological process (GO): protein phosphorylation
Molecular function (GO): protein kinase activity; ATP binding
Source: RefSeq, a predicted model, not a curated record
GGAUCCCGGCGCUCCGUUACCCGAAUCAUGCCAAAAAGCAACCUUGUCGCCUGCUGUCGCCAUGGCUGGUGGCUCCAUCGAUCUUAUCGACGUCGUCGUCGUCUCAACUUCCACAACGCCCUCGCACCUCCCCCUCCGAAAGAGAAAGCCACAGGUGAGGCUUUCAUCCCUCCACGGUGGAGCCACCGCGCCUUGACUUCUUCCAAAUCGCCUUCCACUUUCCUCCUUUUUCCUUCUCCCAUUCUGUCCCGGAGCAACAUUUCGUCGCCCUUUACAAGGAUCAAAUAUUUCGAUGAACUGCUUUCAUUUCUCUAAUGGAGAGAAGUCACCAUCAUGGUCAAGGAAGUCAAGAUCCACUAGGUCGAAUAGCACUAGAUCUUCAGAUCGUGAUAGGAGAAGAUGUGAAUCCGAUUCCAAUACUUUGCUCGACAUGUUUGCUUUCUCUGGACGAAGUUCCCGGUUCCCUAGCCUAUCACACAGGCCAAACAAUCUCAAAGUAUUCACCUUUAAAGAGCUGAAAAAUGCCACAAAUAACUUUAGCCGUGCACUGAUGAUCGGGGAAGGUGGGUUUGGAUGUGUUUAUAGAGGCACAAUCCACAGUCCUAAAGAUCCAAGCACCAGCUUUGAUGUUGCCAUCAAAAGAUUGAACCGCGGAGGCCUUCAGGGACACAAGGAAUGGAUAACAGAAGUGGAUGUUCUUGGGGUGGCUGAGCAUCCAAAUCUCGUAAAGUUAAUUGGAUGUUGUGCUGAAAAUGAUGAAAGGGGAAUCCAAAGACUUCUUGUAUAUGAAUAUAUGCCUAAUAGGAGUGUAGAAGAUCACUUAUCAGUUCGCUUUGCUACAACUCUAUCAUGGCCUACAAGACUUGGAAUAGCACUCGAUACUGCUCGUGGCUUGACAUAUCUGCACGAAGAGGGAGAAUUUCAGAUUAUUUUUCGCGACUUAAAAACAUCAAAUAUUCUUUUGGAUGAUCACUGGAAUGCAAAGCUGUCUGAUUUUGGUUUGGCCAGAGAAGGACCCAUCGACGAGUCAGGUCAUGUUUCAACAGUGGUUAUCGGAACAAUGGGGUAUGCAGCUCCAGAGUACAUCCAGACCGGGCGCCUUACCGCCAAGAGUGACAUCUGGGCCUAUGGCAUCGUCCUGUACGAGCUGAUUACUGGUCGGAAACCGAUGGACCAAAACCGUCCGAAGAAAGAGCAGAACCUGCUAGAGUGGCUGAAGCCAUACACAGCCGAUGUGAAAAAAUUUCACACGAUCGUGGAUCCAAGGAUACAGGCGGAAUACUCUUUAGAACAAGCGAUGGAAUUAGCUUCCAUUGCGAACAAAUGCCUAGCGCGAAGCUCAAAGCUAAGGCCGAAGAUGAGCGAGGUGUUAGAGAUGGUCGAGAGGAUUGUGCGCGGCAUGGAGAUUGGAACUCAUCCAUUCGACUCGAAUCCAGGGCACAAGGUACAAUAUUGUAGAGAAGAAAGCGAGCGAAAGGAUUUGAAGAGGCAAGUUAGCAGUUCAAAAGUCGACGAAGGUAGAUGGUUCAUGUGGCGACCGAAGCUCUUGAGAGCUCAAUGAUCAUCGAAAUGCAAAUGCGAGAAUCUUCCUGCACCUAAACAAUGCCAAACUUGUCUCUGAUUCUGAAAGAAAUGUAAGCAUUAAGCAGUAGAAACUUUUAUGUUUGUGUAGUUAGUUAAAAAGAUUUCAAAUAGUUACGUAAUAAGAUUUGAAAUCUAAUCGUAAAUAAAUCUUUUAUUUGAUUGUAAUAGUUUGGAUCAAAAUUAUUCUAAUAGUAUUCAAUCAAUUAUGUUCAAAUUAAA